UCCAGUGUACAAAAGUUACUUUAAUUCCACAUUUUUCUUUUGUCAACAGCUCCACAGAACAGAAAUGGCCAAGUCAAAGAAUCACACUACCCACAACCAGUCCCGUAAGGCCCACAGGAAUGGGAUCAAGAAGCCCAGACCAGACCGAUACGAGUCCAUGAAAGGGGUAGGUAAUUGUAAGGUGUCCAAUCAAAAAUGCAUAUUUUGGUUCAUGAAGAACAUGCGAUUCGCCAAGAAGCACAACAAGAAGGGACAGAAGACGGCCAACGCAGCAGCCAAGAGGAUUGCAGUGGCAGCCGCUCCUUAGACGGGGUGGCAGAUCACCGCAUGUCCACGUUCCAUUGACUUUGUUACCAUCACAAUAAAGCUUUGUUAGUUUUAUCGGGUACUUUUCGUAGACUUUUUCAAAGCUGAAAGUUCUGAAAGUAGUGCUCACGGGCUAAAAGUUGUACCCGAAAAUGACCUGCUUUAUCACGCGCUGAUAGGAGCACCAAGUCAUUGCUCUCCAUCUCUGCUGUGUCCACUGAGCCGUUGGGCUCAUCCUGCAAUCUCAUUAGAUAAAAGGGGGGAGGGGG
This is a messenger RNA of Oncorhynchus tshawytscha (Chinook salmon), 575 nucleotides long. RefSeq names its product 60S ribosomal protein L29-like. Gene Ontology annotation, molecular function: structural constituent of ribosome. NCBI's taxonomy places the organism in Eukaryota, Metazoa, Chordata, Actinopteri, Salmoniformes, Salmonidae. The transcript has 3 exons. Bases 65 to 307 code for a protein of 80 amino acids. The record is from RefSeq and is a predicted model, not a curated record. Gene Ontology annotation, cellular component: ribosome; cytosolic large ribosomal subunit. Gene Ontology annotation, biological process: cytoplasmic translation.